AUGAAAGUAACACAAAAGCCUAAGAUAAUAUGCAUCCCUUACCCGGCGCAAGGCCACGUUACCCCGAUGCUCCAGCUCGCAUUGGGCUUCGUCAGCCGUGGAUUCUGCCCUGUGGUUAUGACUCCCGAGUCUAUCCACCGUCGGAUCUCAACUACAAACGAGGAUCUUGGAAUCACGUUUUUGGCCUUAUCCGACGGUCAAGAACGUUCGGACGCACCUCCCUCGGACUUUUUUUCGAUAGAGAACUCGAUGGAGAACAUCAUGCCAUCUCAGCUCGAACGGCUCUUGCUAGAAGAAGACGUAGGUGUCGCAUGUGUUGUGGCUGAUUUGUUGGCUUCGUGGGCUAUAAGAGUGGCUGAUCGGUGUGGCGUUCCGGUUGCUGGAUUCUGGGCCGUCAUGUUCGCUGCUUACCGUGUGAUCGAAGCCAUACCAGAGCUCGUACGGACUGACAUAGUCUCUCGAAAAGGCUGUCCUCGUCAACCAGAAAAACCAUUAGUCUUACCGGAGCAACCGCUCCUAUCCGCCGGAGAUCUACCUUGGCUGAUCGGAACUCCGGCAGCUCAAAAAGGACGAUUCAAGUUUUGGCAAAGAAGCCUAGAACGAAUAAAAAGUCUCCGAUGGAUCUUGGCAAACUCCUUCAAAGAAGAAUAUAAUGAUGAAUUCUCUGAAGAUUUCAACAAAGAAAACAAUGGUCGAAACGCUCAAAUCUUUUACGUUGGUCCAUUACAUAACCAAGCAGCAACAAGUAAUAUGACUUUGACUAAGAAUCCUAGUUUCUGGAAAGAAGACAGAUCUUGUCUUGAUUGGCUCCAAGAUCAGAAGCCAAACUCAGUCAUUUAUAUCUCAUUUGGAAGCUGGGUUCCUCCUAUAGGAGAUUCAAAAAUUGGGACGUUGGCAUUGGCGUUAGAAGCGUCAGGGAGACCUUUCCUUUGGACACUAAACCGGGUUUGGCAAGAGGGACUACCACCAGGGUUUGUGCAUAGAGUCACCAUAGCCAAGAACCAAGGAAAGAUCGUGUCCUGGGCCCCGCAGGUGGAAGUUCUUAACAACGACUCUGUGAGUUGUUACGUGACUCAUUGUGGCUGGAACUCGAUCAUGGAGGCGGUGGCGAGUUCGAGGAGGCUAGUGUGUUAUCCAGUGGCCGGAGACCAGUUUGUGAACUGUAAAUACGUCGUGGAUGUGUGGAAGAUUGGGGUGAGAAUGAGCGGGUUUGGAGAGAAAGAGGUUGAAGAUGGGCUGAGAAAAGUAAUGGAGGAUAAAGAGAUGGGUGAGAGAUUGAAGAAGUUGAGAGAUAGAGCAAUGGGGAGUGAAGCUCGUUUGUGUUUGGAAAGAAAUUUUACCCUUUUUAAGGAUGUGAUAAGAUAG
This is a messenger RNA of Arabis nemorensis, 1365 nucleotides long. The record is from the annotation of a GenBank genome assembly. NCBI's taxonomy places the organism in Eukaryota, Viridiplantae, Streptophyta, Magnoliopsida, Brassicales, Brassicaceae.